CGCAGAGACUGCGAGGAGCAGAAGUUGUCUGAGUGCGUGGUGGGCGGCUGUGGGGGCCAGACCCGGGAUCUCGGCGACUUUACAACUGAGACUCCAAGGUGUUUGUACCCAGCCUUCCUACAGACAAGUGGUCUGUCUCUAGAGACAUUCUGAGAUCAUAGAUCUUUAAAUGGAUCAAAUGGCUACCACUCAGAUUUCCAAAGAUGAGCUUGAUGAACUCAAGGAGGCCUUUGCAAAAGUUGAUCUCAACAGCAAUGGAUAUAUUUGUGACUAUGAACUUCAUGAACUUUUCAAGGAAGCGAACAUGCCAUUGCCAGGCUAUAAAGUGAGAGAAAUUAUUCAGAAACUCAUGCUGGAUAGUGACAGGAAUAAAGAUGGAAAGAUAAGCUUUGAUGAGUUCGUUUAUAUUUUCCAAGAGGUAAAAAGCAGUGAUAUUGCUAAAACCUUCCGCAAGGCAAUCAACAGGAAGGAGGGGAUCUGUGCUCUGGGGGGGACUUCAGAGCUCUCCAGUGAAGGGACUCAGCAUUCUUAUUCAGAGGAAGAAAAAUAUGCUUUUGUUAACUGGAUAAACAAGGCCUUGGAAAAUGAUCCAGAUUGCAGACAUGUUAUACCUAUGAACCCAAAUACUGAUGACCUGUUCAAAGCUGUUGGUGAUGGAAUUGUGCUUUGCAAAAUGAUCAACCUUUCAGUUCCUGAUACAAUUGAUGAACGUGCAAUCAACAAGAAGAAACUUACACCCUUCAUCAUUCAGGAAAACUUGAAUUUGGCUCUGAACUCUGCAUCUGCCAUUGGGUGUCACGUUGUGAACAUUGGUGCAGAGGAUUUACGGGCUGGGAAACCUCAUCUGGUGUUGGGUCUGCUUUGGCAGAUUAUUAAGAUCGGUUUGUUUGCAGACAUUGAGUUAAGCCGGAAUGAAGCGUUGGCUGCUUUACUUAGAGAUGGUGAGACUUUGGAGGAGCUUAUGAAAUUGUCUCCAGAAGAGCUUCUGCUUAGGUGGGCAAACUUUCAUUUGGAAAACUCAGGCUGGCAAAAGAUCAACAAUUUCAGUGCUGACAUCAAGGAUUCCAAAGCCUAUUUCCACCUUCUCAAUCAAAUCGCACCAAAAGGACAAAAGGAAGGUGAACCACGGAUAGAUAUUAACAUGUCAGGAUUCAAUGAAACAGAUGAUUUGAAGAGAGCAGAGAGUAUGCUUCAACAAGCAGAUAAAUUAGGUUGCAGACAGUUUGUUACCCCUGCUGAUGUUGUUAGUGGAAACCCCAAACUGAACCUGGCCUUUGUGGCAAACUUGUUUAAUAAGUACCCAGCACUGACUAAGCCAGAGAAUCAGGAUAUUGACUGGACUCUACUAGAAGGAGAAACUCGUGAAGAAAGAACCUUCCGUAACUGGAUGAACUCACUUGGCGUUAAUCCCCACGUGAAUCAUCUCUAUGCUGACUUGCAAGAUGCCCUGGUAAUCUUACAGCUAUAUGAACGAAUUAAAGUGCCUGUGGACUGGAAUAAGGUGAAUAAGCCUCCAUACCCGAAACUUGGAGCCAACAUGAAAAAGCUGGAGAACUGCAACUAUGCCAUUGAAUUGGGGAAGCAUCCUGCUAAAUUCUCACUCGUUGGCAUUGGAGGCCAAGACCUGAAUGAUGGGAACCAAACUUUGACCUUAGCUUUAGUGUGGCAGCUGAUGAGGAGAUAUACACUAAAUGUCCUGGAGGAUCUUGGAGAUGGUCAGAAAGCUAAUGAUGAUAUUAUUGUGAACUGGGUGAACAGAACAUUGAGAGAAGCUGGAAAAUCAACUUCCAUUCAGAAUUUUAAGGAUAAGACGAUCAGCUCUAGUUUGGCAGUUGUGGAUCUAAUUGAUGCCAUCCAGCCGGGCUGCAUAAACUAUGACCUUGUGAAGAGUGGCAAUCUAACAGAGGAUGACAAACAGAGUAAUGCCAAGUACGCAGUGUCCAUGGCUAGAAGAAUUGGAGCCAGAGUGUAUGCUCUUCCUGAAGACCUUGUUGAAGUUAAGCCCAAGAUGGUCAUGACCGUGUUUGCAUGUUUGAUGGGUAGGGGGAUGAAGAGAGUGUAAAACAACACCUCUCAAUAAAACCAACCAUGUUCCCAGGUGCAUGAUUAUUAGUAAGUCAGCUAUUUCCAGGUGAAGUACUCACGGCUUAAGGAAUUCUUGGUCAUCUAAAGGACUUUUAGUUUCAAUUUACAAGAGUAGUUCACCAUGAGAACCCUGAGGGGAUUUUUCAGAA
Messenger RNA from Dipodomys spectabilis (banner-tailed kangaroo rat), 2234 nucleotides. RefSeq names its product plastin 3 (gene Pls3). NCBI's taxonomy places the organism in Eukaryota, Metazoa, Chordata, Mammalia, Rodentia, Heteromyidae. Gene Ontology annotation, biological process: actin filament bundle assembly; actin filament network formation. Gene Ontology annotation, cellular component: cytoplasm; actin filament; actin filament bundle. Bases 170 to 2062 code for a protein of 630 amino acids. The transcript has 17 exons. Gene Ontology annotation, molecular function: actin filament binding; calcium ion binding. The record is from RefSeq and is a predicted model, not a curated record.